ACACACUGACCAUGGCAUCUGAAAAGCCAAUACUUUAUAGCUAUUUCCGAAGUUCCUGCUCUUGGAGAGUGAGAAUCGCGCUGGCUCUGAAAGGGAUUUCCUAUGACCUGGUGCCAGUGAACCUCCUCAAGGAUGGGGGGCAGCAGUUUUCUGCUGAAUUCAAGACAGUGAAUCCAAUGCAGCAAGUCCCAGCCUUGAAAAUUGAUGGCAUCACCCUUUCUCAGUCGCUAGCUAUAAUUCAUUACCUAGAAGACACCCAUCCUAACCCCAGGCUCCUCCCCCAAGAUCCGAAGAAGAGAGCUCAAGUCAGAAUGAUUGCGGAUCACAUUGUCUCCGGCAUUCAGCCACUCCAGAACCUGAAUGUCCUGAAACAAAUAGGGGAGAAAAAAACUGAAUGGGCUCAAAAUUGCAUCGCAUCUGGCUUUCAAGCACUCGAGCAGAUUCUGCAGCACACUGCUGGGCGCUACUGUGUGGGGGAUGAAGUUUCCAUGGCUGAUCUGUGCUUGGUGCCUCAAGUUUCCAAUGCUGAAAGAUUCAAAGUGGACAUGGGUCCAUAUCCCACAAUAAUCAGAAUAAACAAAGCUCUCCUGGAGUUAGAGGCAUUCAAAGUAAGCCACCCAUCCCGGCAGCCAGAUACUCCUGCAGAGCUGCAAGCUUGAAGUCCAGUCCUACUCAUUAAAUCAAGUAAGCUGGAGUGUUAAAGAGGAAAAUAGCUAAAGCUUGAGUAGGACUUCAGUGGCAGCAGGAAGCCCUAGUACUAUUGUCUCACU
Nestor notabilis (Kea) is the source of this 770-nucleotide messenger RNA. It is a transcript of the gene GSTZ1, whose product is annotated as glutathione S-transferase zeta 1. The record is from RefSeq and is a predicted model, not a curated record. Gene Ontology annotation, cellular component: mitochondrion; cytoplasm. The transcript is spliced from 9 exons. The coding region runs from base 12 to 659 and encodes 215 amino acids. NCBI's taxonomy places the organism in Eukaryota, Metazoa, Chordata, Aves, Psittaciformes, Psittacidae. Gene Ontology annotation, biological process: L-phenylalanine catabolic process; glutathione metabolic process. Gene Ontology annotation, molecular function: glutathione transferase activity; maleylacetoacetate isomerase activity.